Colletotrichum paranaense is the source of this 339-nucleotide messenger RNA. RefSeq lists its product as uncharacterized. The record is from RefSeq and is a predicted model, not a curated record. Bases 1 to 339 code for a protein of 112 amino acids. The transcript has a single exon. Lineage: Eukaryota; Fungi; Ascomycota; Sordariomycetes; Glomerellales; Glomerellaceae.
AUGAAGAUUCUGGUGGGCGUGUAUGGUGUUUUGAUAUGUUUGGCGGUGCUUGCGGGCUUUGCUGGCGCUUUGGCUGUGAGGAGGAAUAGAGGGUUUAAGGGGACGAGGUUAUCUCAUGGUGUUGAUGCGGCUAGAGGACCUGGACUGGAUGGGAUUGUGAGAGGAGGUCGUGGGGUGAGAGGGGGAGAGGUUGCAAGUGGAUUUAAGACUCCGAGGCUUGGGCAUGGGUUGCUCAAGUCGUUGAGUGAUGAUGAGAUCGGAUGUAGAAGUGUGAUGGUGCCGGCUGCUGACCCUUUGUUAUGUAGAUUUGGAUUCGGAUUUGAAGGAGAGGUGGAAUAG